Callorhinchus milii (elephant shark) is the source of this 3765-nucleotide messenger RNA. RefSeq names its product sperm-associated antigen 1. Lineage: Eukaryota; Metazoa; Chordata; Chondrichthyes; Chimaeriformes; Callorhinchidae. Gene Ontology annotation, molecular function: heat shock protein binding. The record is from RefSeq and is a predicted model, not a curated record. The transcript is spliced from 19 exons. The coding region runs from base 59 to 3031 and encodes 990 amino acids. Gene Ontology annotation, cellular component: cytosol; mitochondrion.
CCGGCGAGGCGGUUGGCGCCGCUCGGCUGCGAGAGAAGGAGCGCGAGCGGACGCAGCUAUGACUACAGAACAAAUUCCACCGAGGACCUCAGAACCAUCUUAUGCUUGGACCCAGGGAACCACCAAGACCUAUAAUCUUCCAAUUGAGCAUUUGGAUUACGACUUCAUUGAGAAAUGUAAAGAUGAGAACUAUCUGGGAAAAAUUCUGACAGUGCUAAGGUCUGGCGAGGAAGGACUUUAUCCUGAUCUUACAGGAUUUUGUGAAAAGAAAAUUGAAAAGCUGAAUCCAAAUAGUCGUGUUCUUCGUAAAAGUAAACCUGCAGCUACUGCUGCUAGCUUUACUGCAGAUGAAUGGCAAGAAAUCACUGGUGAUCUCAAGAGUUGGACAGAUGAAAUGAAGCAAAAGGAAAAUGAACAAAAUAUUAGGAACACAACAGCAGUGGAUUUCAGCUCAGAAAAUAAUGCACCUGUCCGUGGUGCUAAUUCGUCAAUUCUUUCCUACCAGAAUAGCGGGGACAGAAAAUCAACAGCAAAGAAAUGUGUGAAACCGAAGGAUUACAAGGAAUGGGAUAAAUUUGAUGUGGAAGAAGAAUGUGCUAAGAUUGAUAGAGGCAAGCAAGCAAUUACAUCCAAAACAAUUUUCAAUGAUGGGAUUUCUGGAAUCGAGAAAGAAAUAAAAACUACAGGUAUGAGUGACAAAGAAAAGAUGAUUGCAGCUGACCGAGAAAAGGACAAAGGUAAUGAAGCUUUCCGAGCUGGUGAUUAUAAGGAAGCUUUUGCUUACUACACCAGGAGUAUAUCUGUGUGUCCAACUGUAGCUGCAUAUAACAAUAGAGCUCAAUCAGAAAUUGAGCUUAAGGAAUGGUACAAGGCUCUUAAUGAUUCUGAACAAGUGCUGAAAUUGGAUCCCGGUAAUUUGAAGGCACUUCUACGUCGUGCGACUGUUUAUAAACAUUUAGGCAAGUGUGAAGAUGCAGCAGAGGAUCUCAAGAUAGUUUUGCAAGCAGAGCCGCUCAAUCCUGUAGCAAAGAAAUUGCUUGAGGAAGUUGAGCAGAAGCUAAAAAACUCGCAGCCUCCAUCCAAAACACAGAAAAAGGGGAAAAGGAUGACCAUCAAAGUAGUGGAGGACUCUAUUGAGGAGGAGAGAGAAAAUGCAAAUCAAAAUGAAGAUUCCAAUACGCAAUUCGGUGGAGGUACAACAAAUGCAAAGACUGUAAUGGGAAAUAUAUUGAAAAAGUUUUCAAGCAAACAUGAAGGACAGUCUAAUGAAAAGAACACAGCAAAUGGAAAGAAUGAUAGCCAGAAUACUGCAACACGGGGGAAUGCUGGAAAUGGCAGUAAGGAUAGCUUACCAGCAGUGAGCAAAAAUGGACCUAGUAAACAUAAUUCUGAAACUGGAAGUAAAAAUGUCAAGAAUGAUACCAACACAGCAAAAAGAAGAAAUCAGGAUCCUCCAAAAACUGACGACAUUCAGGUGUCUGCUGUCAGGUCAUUUUCACCGACAGUGAGAGAGAAGAGUUUACAGGCCUUGCCCUCUGCCAUAGCAAAGCUUAAGAGUGAAGGGAAUGAGCUCUUCAAGAAUGGACAGUUUGGAGCUGCAGAACUCAAAUAUACCGAAGCCAUCACUGAACUCACUGAAUCAGCAACAGGCUACCCAGCAGAGCUGAGCAUCUUGUAUUCAAAUCGAGCAGCAUGUUAUCUGAAGGAUGGAAAUAGCAGUGAAUGUAUUCAGGAUUGCACUAGGUCACUGGAGCUGCAACCCUAUUCUAUUAAACCUCUCCUACGGCGUGCUAUGGGCUAUGAAUCCCUAGAGCGUUACCGACAAGCUUAUGUGGAUUACAAAACUGCUCUUCAGAUAGAUAGUAGGAUCCAGAUAGCAAACGACAGUGUAAACAGGAUAACAAGAACAUUGAUAGAGCAGGAUGGGACAAAUUGGCGAGAAAAACUACCACCAAUUCCAACAGUCCCUGUGUCUGCACAGCAGUAUAGAUGGGAUGAAGCGUCUGCUUCCACUGCCAGAAAUAAGACCCUUUCUACUGAUCAAAAACAAAUUAAAUCAGACCAGGACCUAGGUAAAAGCACAGAGGAGCUUUUUAUUUCCUUGAAGACCGAAGGAAAUAGUUUUGUGAAAAAGGCCCGAUACAAGGAAGCUGUUGGAAAGUACAGCGAGUGCCUAAAACUGAAGCCCAAUGAAUGUGCAAUUUACACAAACAGAGCCCUGUGUUACCUCAAGCUAAAUCAGUAUAAGAAUGCUGAAGAUGACUGCAGCUGUGCUCUGAAGCUGGAGCCUUCCAAUGUAAAAGCUUUCUAUCGAAGAGCUCUAGCCUACAAAGGGUUACAGAACUACACAGUUAGUAUUGAUGACCUCAAUAAAGUCCUGAAGCUUGACUCGAACGUUGCUGAAGCUCAGAAGGAAUUACAGGAGGUGUCCGAGCUUCUGAAAAAACAGAGAUCAGCCAGUAGCCAUGAAAAAUCCAGGAAAAAGAUCCAAAUAGACGAGGUUGCUGAUGGAGAUGAAGAGGAGACUGGUCCCAAACAACAAGAUGCCACUAAGCAAGUAGGUUCUGGGGAUCCAACUGAAGAUUUGCCAUACAUAAGAGAAGCCUUUGAAAAUUCUCAUUCACCAUCAGAAAAAGGAGCACUUUUGAAGCCUACAAAUGCUUAUGAAUUUGGCCAAGCCUUCAACGUGCUGAGGUCCAAGAAGGAUUCAACUGCUUGUGCCGAACUGCUAAGAAAUGUAGAACCAAAGGACCUACCGUUGAUGAUCACCAAUAAACUGGAAAGUGAUGCGUUCACCAUGAUUUUUCAGGCAUUGGAAGGACACCUUUUACAGGAGGACCCCAAUCGUGUGUAUCAACAUCUUAUUCAUCUGUGCAAAGUAGAACGGUUUAAGGUGGUGUUGAUGCUUCUAGGCAAAGAGGAAAAAGAACAAGUGCAACAACUCUUCAACAGUCUUUUACAAAUGAAGAGUGACCUUUUCGCCCCUGAAGAUAUUCAAAAUCUAGCAGAAAACUAUGAUAUACAAUCAUAAUUAUUUUGCAGUAAAUAUAAUUCAGAUGUUUAAAUUUAGAGGAGAAUUAAAGCCACUGUAAACUGUAUGGCUAAUAAAGUAAUCUAUAUUUUUCAAUUUUCUCCCCCCCUUAUAUUUCGUGCCUCAAUUAAUAGCUCCAUUACAUUGUUAAGCUUGGGUCUCUUACAGCUAUUUCCUCAUCUCCCUCCUUGAUUUUUUUAAACUAAAAUGUAAGGUUUUAAAAAAAUUGUUCUGUGAAAGCUGUUUUACUUUGCUUUACUCGUUAAUUUAUCAGGAUUUACCAAACCUUAUUGAAUUAUCAGUGCCCUAGUUCAAACUAACCAAACCCAUUAAUUCCGAUCUUGGACUAAGUUACUAUUGGAAUUCAACAUGAAUAUUUUGGCAUUCCUACCGAUAAAUAUAGUACAAUAAGCAUGGCCCCCAGGGGAUAUUUGUUAUCACUACUUUCAACUCUAUUCUACCUCUAGGAAUGUAAGCAGUACAGCAUUUUCAUUUAAAAAUUUUAUACAAAGCUUCAAGUAUCAGAUAUAGAAGUAAUAGAAAUUGGUUCUUGUGUCUCUGCAGUUCUUUUACUCAGGUUAGUGCUACAGCCUUUGUGUCCUUAUCUAUCCACAAACAUUGACUUUGAUCAAACAGGAACUAGGCUCAGCUAAGAUGUGUAUUUAUUAACUCUUCAGCAUGAGUGAUUGAACCUUGAAUUUUGAAUGUAAAAUAUUAAAUGCACUUAAACAGAA